CUCAAUUCCACUUCCACCCGGUAACACACACACACAAGGAAAGAGAAGAAGAAAGUGAGAAAUCGGAAUAACCAAAUCUCGUCAUCUCCCUCCACAUUUCUUUCUCUCUCUCUCUCUCUGCUGUCCUUGUGUGCGUCCUCCGAACUAGUCGUUCCUUCCGGUCUAAACCUCAUUACUCAUUACCUCUCUGUCUCUCACAUUAAACAGAUCCUCACAACCCAAAAAAAACUACCAGUUCUUCUUCUUCUUUUUUCUUUUUUCAUUUUUUGUUAAUUAAUUUUUUUUCGCUCUAAAAGAAUUCCAUUUCUCAAUGAACAAACCCUCCAGCACCAUCUCUUCUUCUUCUUCUUCUCUGUGAAUUUGAAUGAUGGAUGUUGCUGAGCUUGAAGAAAAUCUUUUUGCAGCAAGUGAUGCCAAGUUACAUGGAGAAAUGUGCAGGACUCUUUCUGCAAUAUAUUGUAAAAUAUUGACAAUAUUUCCUUCUCUAGAAGCAGCUAAGCCUAGGAGCAAAUCUGGAAUACAGGCAUUAUGUUCACUGCAUGUAGCUUUAGAGAAGUCGAAGAAUGUUCUUCAGCACUGCUCAGAGUGUAGUAAACUUUACCUGGCGAUAACUGGCGACGCCGUACUUCAAAAAUUUGAAAAGGCUAAGUCUGCACUUGUUGACAGUCUUAAACUGGUGGAAGAUAUUGUUCCUCAAUCUAUUGGGUGUCAGGUUGAGAAAAUUGUGGAAGAACUUGCAAGUACGGUUUUUGCAAUUGACCCCUUAGAAAAACAAGUUGGCGACGAUUUAAUUGCAUUGCUUCAGCAGGGAAGGAAGCUUGACAACUCUAAUGACAGUAGUGAACUUGAAUGUUUUCAUCAGGCUGCUACUAGACUUGGAAUUACAUCUUCAAGAGCAGCUCUUACUGAACGAAGAGCUCUCAAAAAACUCAUUGAAAGGGCUCAGGCUGAGGAAGACAAGCGGAAGGAAUCAAUUAUUGCAUAUCUUUUACACCUCAUGAGGAAAUAUUCUAAGUUGUUUAGAAGUGAAUUCUCAGAUGAUAAUGAUUCUCAGGGCUCCCAACCCUGUUCACCUACUGUUAAUGGAUAUGUUGAGGAUGGUGUUCAGACUCAAGCGUUUGAUAGAGUAUUUUCAAAACUUAGUUCCAUUAACUUAAAGCCGAAUAAUAGAAAAUCAGGCCAGAUGCCCCUUCCCCCUGAAGAGUUGAGGUGUCCGAUAUCUCUGCAACUCAUGAGUGAUCCUGUUAUAAUUGCUUCAGGUCAAACAUACGAAAGGGCUUGUAUAGAAAAAUGGUUCAGUGAUGGGCAUAACACCUGCCCAAAGACUCAACAGAAACUUCCACAUCUUUUAUUGACUCCUAAUUACAAUGUCAAGAAUCUUGUGGCUAGUUGGUGUGCACAGAAUGGAAUUCCUAUUCCUGAAGGCCCUCCCGAAUCUCUUGAUUUUAACUAUUGGAGAUUGGCUUUAUCAGAUACCGAUUCCACAAAUUCAAAAUCUGUUAACAGUGUAAAUUCUUGCAAGUUGAAAGGUGCAAAAGUGGUUCCAGUAGAAGAGAGCGGCAUGUCAGAGCAAACCGGGGUAGCUGGAGCUGAAAGUGUGUCUACACAAGAGGACGAUAAUGAACAGUAUCUUAGUUUUCUGAAAGUCUUAACAGAAGGGAACGACUUACAGGGGAAGUGUAAGGUUGUACAAAGGUUAAGGAUGUUGCUAAGGGAUGAUGAGGACGCCAGGACAUUUAUGGGUGCUAAUGGAUUUGUUGAAGCACUUACGCAGUUUCUCCAAUCAGCUUUGCGUGAAGGAAAUGCGAUGGAUCAAGAAAAUGGAGCUAUGGCCCUGUUCAACCUUGCUGUGAACAAUGACAGAAACAAGGAACUGAUGAUAUCAGCCGGAGUCUUAUCCUUGUUGGACGAAAUGAUCUAUAAACCUACUUGCUAUGGGUGUGCAACUGCCCUGUAUCUAAAUCUCUCUUGCCUUGAAGAAGUCAAGCCUAUGAUUGGUUCAGGUCAGGCUGUCCCAUUCCUAGUCAAGAUUCUUAAAUCCAGCUCUGAUGUUCAAUGCAAGCUAGAUUCGCUCCACACACUCUAUAAUCUUUCCACCGUACCCACCAACAUUCCAUACCUCCUUUCAUCUGGAAUCAUUGUUGGCUUGCAAUCCCAGCUUGUAGGCCAGGGUGAUAGUGUGUGGACCGAAAAAUGCAUAGCUGUAUUGAUAAAUUUGGCGGUUUCUCAAUUGGGUAGAGAGGAAAUUGUGUCAUCUCCAGGAAUCAUAAGCACAUUGGCGUCAAUACUCGACACUGGUGAGCUCCUAGAGCAAGAGCAAGCCGUCGCAUGUCUCCUAAUUUUGUGUAACCGGAGCAAGAAAUGUUGCGAGAUGGUCCUUCAAGAAGGGGUCAUCCCAGCUUUCUGUGGAAAAGCAAGAGCUAUUCUGUUUACCAGUGUUAGGUCUCAGUGCAAAUCUUUCGAUGCCUAG
Messenger RNA from Arachis duranensis, 2470 nucleotides. RefSeq names its product U-box domain-containing protein 7. Gene Ontology annotation, cellular component: cytoplasm; nucleus. Lineage: Eukaryota; Viridiplantae; Streptophyta; Magnoliopsida; Fabales; Fabaceae. The transcript has 6 exons. Bases 365 to 2470 code for a protein of 701 amino acids. Gene Ontology annotation, biological process: protein ubiquitination. Gene Ontology annotation, molecular function: ubiquitin-protein transferase activity; protein binding. The record is from RefSeq and is a predicted model, not a curated record.